UCCGUCUGCGUGCUCGUGCCUGGAGAGGUGAAGUGUAGUUUACUUUCCAGAGUACACGGUUUGGUUUCGGUGUCCGCCUGGUGUCAAAAGGCUUCUGCCGAGGCAUUAAGCCCCUUUUCACAGAGCCAAGAUGCUGAACAUGUGGAAGGUCCGAGAGUUGGUUGACAAGGCGACCAAUGUGGUUAUGAACUACUCUGAGGUGGAGUCGAAAGUAAGAGAGGCCACCAAUGACGACCCUUGGGGACCGUCAGGACAGCAGAUGAGUGAAAUUUCCAGAGCCACUUUCAUGUACGAGCAGUUUCCAGAGGUGAUGAACAUGCUGUGGGCUCGCAUGCUGAGGGACAACAAGAAGAACUGGAGGAGAGUCUAUAAGUCCUUGCUGCUGCUGGCUCAUCUAAUCAGGAAUGGAUCAGAGAGGGUUGUAACAAGCACCAGAGAACAUCUGUAUGACCUGAGAUCAUUAGAAAGCUACCACUUUGUAGAUGAAAAUGGGAAAGAUCAAGGUGUGAAUGUGCGUCAGAAGGUGAAGGAGCUCGUGGACUUUGUUCAGGAUGACGACAGACUCAGGGAAGAGCGAAAAAAGGCGAAAAAGAACAAAGACAAAUACAUCGGUGUAUCCUCGGACAGUAUGGGAUUCAGAGGUUACUCUGGGGACCGGUAUGACUCCAGCGAAAGCCGGCCAAAGUGGGACGAUGACUGGGAGAGUAAUAAAGGACAGUUCCCCUUCAGUGAGAAACUGGGUGAAAUCAGCGACAAAAUCGGCAGCACCAUCAAUGAUACCAUUAGCCAAUUUAGGAAGAAAGACAGGGACGACUCACCAGACAGAUUCAGUGACAACGAGGAAGACCGGGGUCGCUCGUCUCACAAUGGCCAGAGUGGAAAAGAGUUCAAAGACGAGGAAGAAACUGUUACUACUAAGAGCGUACACAUUGUUCAAGCAACAGAGACGACGGCAACACGGAAAAGAGGAGGGGUUCCCUCCAAGAAGGUGGAUCUGGGGGCUGCAGCUCACUACACAGGAGAUGCAAGCCCAACUACUGCCAAUAAACAGGCCCAGCCAGCGGCGGCCCCUCAGCCCUCCAGUUCAGGCCUCGCUGACCUACUAAUGGUGGAUACAGCACCCAGUCAGCCGGCUGCCCCAGACCUGAUGGGUGGAUUUGCAGAUUUCUCCUCCUCGGCUGCUUCUACCGGACUGUCCUCUGGAUCCGCAGCCCCGGCCUCGAGCACCAACGGGGACUUUGGAGAGUGGAACGCCUUUCCCGGAGGUCAGAUGCCAGCGUCUGCUCAGCCUGUCGACAUUGGUGGAAACGACCUCUUUGGGGCCAUGACAGCCACUCCUCAGCCUGCCGCGGCCCCGGCUCCAUCUCCGGCCCCGGCCCCCGCCGCAGCCGCAGCCUCGGCUCCAGGCUCCGGUUCCUCCUCAGCAGACCUGUUUGACUUGAUGGGACCAUCUCAGUCUCUCACCUCCUCCCAGAGCCUCAAUUUUAGCAUGAGCAGCACACAGACCAUGAGCGCCACAGUCCUCCCCCAGUCUAGGUCGCAGCCCUUCCAGAACAUCGGCGGUCCCCUCCAGCCUCAGCCUGUGCAGCCCCUCCAGCCUGUGCAGCAGGGAGCAGCGGCUGACGGAGCAGGAGCCGGAGCCAAAGCACCCCUCCCCUCCACCUGGUCCGACCACUCGGUCAACAUCAGCCUGGACUUCCUGGGCCCUGGCAUGCACCCCCCGAAACAAAGCCAGCCCAGCCUCAACACCCUCCAGCAAGUCAACCAAGUACCUGCCAACAUGCUCUCCCAGGGAUUUUCCCAUAUGAAUCUUGGACCUACAGCCGUCAGACCACCUGUUAAUCCUAUGAUGCACCCUGGAGCUGGCAUGGGCAUGGCAAUGGGCAUGGGCAUGGUGCCCAACCAAGGCAUGAUGGGAAUGGGCAUGGCACCCAACCAAGGCAUGAUGGGAAUGGGCAUGAACAUGGGGAUGCCACAAGGAGGUAUGACCAUGGGGAUGCCUGGAGGGAUGGGGAUGGGGAUGAACACUGCCAUGGUCCAACAGCCCAAACACGAUGCCUUCGCUGACUUCGGCAACUUUGGAAAGUGACGGGACACGGGACAGCAAAGAUCCUGAAGAGGAGCUGCGGCAGUCCGUCUCCCUCUCUCUCUCUCUGUCCGUCCAUCAGUGAAGGAUUGUUAUGAGCUGCAAACAAAGAGUACUUGAAUCACGUCAACUAUCAUAAUACCAACACCCUGCAAUCUCCCUUUUUUUUUUUUUUUUUUUUUUCAAAAAGUCGUGUCGUCGUAUGAAUCGAAGUGAAUGUGUGCGAGUGAGUGUGUUUUUGAACCAAUGACGUGUCUGAUCUGCGCCGCUGUUCAGACAGACGCUCUGUUAUUAGUCUGUAAUGAGUCAGUGAAAAGAAGGAAGUGUGCCACGGAGGGAAUGUCAGGGAGGAUUUGCUUUAUAACCUCAAUCGAGUAAAAUCACCAGAUUAGCAAAACAAAAAAAGGCAUAUAUGUAUCUGUAGCUGCAUUUUCCUUUUUUUCUUUUUCAUGUUGGAUUCUCAAUUAUUGUACUGAAUGAUGACUUUGGAUACUAUGAUCAGCCAUUUUAACUUUCUAACACACAUUGAAGAUUGUCAAGUUACCUCUUUUUGUCCUUGCUCUUCCUUUGACCUGUAAAUAGAAAUCUGAAGCCCUUCCGAUAACUUAUGAAGUCCACAAACGAGAGGCAGUGACAAUGUGAAGAGUUGUGUCCUCCAGACCAAACCUCAUACGAUUUAAGACCUUUAACGAAGCACAUUGACACCUUCCCUUUGUACAUAAAGAGUCCACACUCCAGAUGUUACUGCAACAGUUGGGGUAAUUAAUUGUUUGCAGUGAAAGCUAUUGAUUUAGUCGAGGGCUUUUUGCCCGUCGAUUGACCAUCCUUUGUGGCCUUUCUUAUUGGUAUAUAUAUAGUUAUAUAUUUUACUUAAGAUUAUUCUAAUCAGUUUGCAUCCAAAUGAGAUAAUCAGUGGGUUCUUGGUUAAGCACAUAGUGCCUGAAUGAAAGACCUUUGCCUUUUCUCUUCACUUCAACCUCUUUGAAACGCAAAAAAAAGAGAAUGUGACUGUGCAGUGUUUGAAAUAAAGCUGCCACAGUGUAGCUUCUGUACUUGUGCCUCAAGCCAAGUGUACUGUUUGUACAGAAAUCAGAUGCAAUCCUCUUAAUUGUUGGACUCUUUCUUUUUCUUUUUUUUUUGGGGGGGGGUUCUUCAUCUCAUGCACCUUUUCUCAUUGAUUUUAAUCUCUUCAGGCCAGUGAUCAACGUGAGUGCUACAGAGAGGCCUUGUAGACUCAGCGCCGCUGUUUCAGACUGUUAAUAAGGUUGUGCAAUGCAUCCGUCUGUGAAAUGUUCAUCAGUGACGUCUCGGUUAAACGCUGCCUUUCACUCUUCAUCUUCGUUGGUGUCACACAUUUAUUAAAAAAAAAAAAAAAAAAAAACGGCUAUCUUGAAAGCAUCAUCCCUGUCAUAACCGUCAUCAG
Molecule: messenger RNA, 3509 nt
Organism: Salarias fasciatus (jewelled blenny)
Lineage: Eukaryota; Metazoa; Chordata; Actinopteri; Blenniiformes; Blenniidae
Gene: clint1a
Product: clathrin interactor 1a
Exons: 12
Coding region: 131-2089 (652 amino acids)
Biological process (GO): endocytosis
Cellular component (GO): plasma membrane; endosome; clathrin vesicle coat
Molecular function (GO): phospholipid binding; clathrin binding
Source: RefSeq, a predicted model, not a curated record